Amphibalanus amphitrite is the source of this 1536-nucleotide messenger RNA. RefSeq names its product cathepsin D-like. Gene Ontology annotation, biological process: proteolysis. Gene Ontology annotation, molecular function: aspartic-type endopeptidase activity. The transcript is spliced from 4 exons. NCBI's taxonomy places the organism in Eukaryota, Metazoa, Arthropoda, Thecostraca, Balanomorpha, Balanidae. The record is from RefSeq and is a predicted model, not a curated record. The coding region runs from base 134 to 1273 and encodes 379 amino acids.
GCGGCCAGUCAAUCCAGUGCUGUAGUCGCUUGCCGCGGUGGAUGCGAAUCGUUCCCGUGUCUAUGCCGCAGUGAAAAAUCUGGUGGGUGACAGACUUCGUGAUUUCGUCCACCAUAUAAUCAAACGCGGGAAGAUGUUCCGGCUGUUGCUGCUUGUUGCCUGUCUGGGAGCUAUCCAGGCCCAGAAGAUGCAUAUCACCCUAAAAACAAAGGAUGCUCCUGAGCAGAAUCCGAAUUUGACUCCGAAGGAGGACGCUCCUUCGUUCCAUGUGCAGCUGCUGAAAAACAUCAAGGCGAAGGGAGUGCAGACAUUUGUGGGGGAGAUCUCGCUAGGGACGCCUCCCCAGCUGAUGUCGGUUUCGGUGGAGACGAGCAGCGCCCUCUCCUACUUCCCAUCUGUGAGAUGCGAGGAUCAAUUUUGCAAGUCGCGCCGCCAGUACAACUCGUCCGCUUCGUCCACUUACGAGGCGUUGGGAACUCCAUUCGAGCUGCCGCCCGGCAUAAACGCCAGUGGAGUGCUCUCCAAGGACUCCAUCAGCUUUGCGGGCAUCACCGUCGAAGGCGUCGUGUUCGGCGAGGCGGAGAGCAUGUGGAACAAGUGGCUGUCGAUCCUGCCGCCAGACGGCGUGCUCGGUCUGGGGCUGCAGGGCAUGGCUCCGGAGGGCGUGCGUCCCAUCCUGGACGUGAUGGCCGAGCAGGGCGUCAUCUCGGAGCGGGUGUUCGGGAUGUGGCUGGGCAGGGACCCGCAGGGCGGCGAGCUCACCCUGGGCGGACUGAACGACCAGCUGUACCGGGGCGAGCUGACCUGGGCCAACCUGACGCCGCCGGACGGCCAGUGGUGGACCGCGCCGGCCGACUCCAUCGUCCUGGACGGCCUCACCCAGCUGGACCUGUGUCCCGGCGGCCGCUGCGUCGUCCUGCCGGCUUCCAACAGUCCCUACUUCAUCGUAUCCGAGGCCCAGGCGGCUGCCAUCAACGAGGCGCUGGGCGGCCUGGACAUUGGCCAGCCGGGCGCGGCCGUGCUGGACUGUACCACCCUCUACAGACUGCCGAACCUGACCAUCACUGUGGGCGGCCGCGCCAUGGUGCUCGGACCGCUCGAGUACACGUUCCUGCUGCGCUUCGAGGGCGGUCUCCAGAUGUGCGUCUCUGGCUUCCUGGGCUUCCCAGGCGUGGACGAUCACACCAUGCUGCUAGGCACACUCUUCAUGCAGAAAUACUAUAUCGCCUUUGACAGGGAAAAUAACAGACUGGGCUUCGCUGACAGCGCAUAAGAGGAAACGUUGGCUUUGAAUCCUACGGGUGCUGACAACUCACCGAGGCGACUUUCUUACCGCGUAUGUUUUCGUUUAUAUCGAGUCUCUAUCGGUAUGGGUCGUAGCAUGUAAUACAAAACGCCAAUGUACCUAAGCGGUUCUUACUUCUGUUUUUUUUCUUUAUUGUGCAUGGCUAUUGCCCAAUGCUCAUUGCUUAUGAUGCUAUAUGUUAUAGGACAUGUCAAAUAUCAAUAGGCAUUUAUAAUAAAAUUUUGUUGUUA